Molecule: messenger RNA, 3872 nt
Organism: Bombyx mori (domestic silkworm)
Lineage: Eukaryota; Metazoa; Arthropoda; Insecta; Lepidoptera; Bombycidae
Product: vesicle amine transport protein
Exons: 9
Coding region: 154-1536 (460 amino acids)
Molecular function (GO): zinc ion binding; oxidoreductase activity
Source: RefSeq, a predicted model, not a curated record
CGCUGCGCGCCGGCCGGCGCUCCCUUCACUCGCUCGACUACUCGGCUCGAUCAUUCGUUCCGCGACGUGUCGUCUUGCCGGCCGGUUCUCUCGUCCGGGCUUCAUUUGCAGCCGAACGCUACUCGUUUAGAUACACCCGCCCCUAUCAUCAAAAUGACUGAGAGUACGGACGCCGCCGCGACUCCAGCACCGGAGAAGACCCCGACCGAAAAUGGUGCUACUGAAACACCGCAAGAGGAAACGCCCGAAAAAUCUACCGAGGAGAAAAAGGAUGAGACCCCACCGCCCAAGGAAAUGCGCGCCGUAGUACUUACCGGCUUCGGGGGUCUCAAGACCGUUAAGAUACUCAAAAAACCUGAGCCGACCGUUGGUGAGGGCGAGGUCCUGAUUCGCGUGAAAGCCUGCGGCCUAAACUUCCAAGAUUUGAUAGUUCGUCAGGGCGCCAUCGACUCUCCACCGAAGACUCCUUUCAUCUUGGGCUUCGAAUGCGCUGGUGAAAUCGAGCAAGUUGGCGAAAAUGUCACCAAUUUUAAGGUGGGCGAUCAAGUGGUGGCUCUUCCCGAGUACCGCGCUUGGGCCGAGCUGGUAUCUGUACCGGCGCAGUAUGUGUACGCGCUGCCCGAAGGAAUGUCUGCCCUGGAUGCUGUUGCCAUCACCACGAACUACGUGGUGGCCUAUCUGCUGCUCUUCGAGAUGGCUAACUUGACUCCCGGCAAGAGUCUACUCGUGCAUUCCGCUGGAGGCGGUGUGGGACAAGCUGUAGCCCAGUUGGCGAAGACGGUCGAAAACGUGACCGUGUUUGGUGUCUGCUCCAAAAGCAAGCACGAGGCGCUGAAGACAAACAACAAUAACAUCGACCACCUGCUCGAGAGGGGCAGCGACUACACCAGCGAAGUCAGGAAGGUAACUCCGGAUGGCGUAGACAUUGUGCUGGAUUGCCUCUGCGGCGAGGAGUGCAACCGCGGGUAUUCGCUUCUGAAGCCAAUGGGCCGUUACAUCCUCUAUGGAUCAUCUAACAUCGUGACCGGCGAGACAAAGAGCUUCUUCAGCGCUGCCCGUGCGUGGUGGCAAGUGGACAAGGUGUCUCCGAUCAAGCUGUUCGACGAGAACAAGAGCCUGGCGGGACUGAACCUGCGACACCUGCUGUUCCAGCACGGGCGCGGGGACACGGUGCGGCGCGCCGUGCACAGCGUCUUCACUCUGUGGGCGCAGGGCAAGGUCAAGCCCAUCGUCGACUCCACGUGGGCCCUCGAGGAUGUGGGCGAAGCCAUGCAGAAGAUGCACGACCGCAAGAACAUCGGCAAGCUCGUCCUGGACCCGUCCCUCGAGCCGAAGCCUAAGCCGGCCACUCCCGCUAAAGGCAAAUCCGGCAAGGAGAAGAAGCCGGCCAAGGAGAGCUCUGAGGAGAAGAAGGACAAGGAGGGCAAGGACGAUGAGAAAAAGCCAGCCGAAAACGGGGACAAGAACGGUGAGGAGCCGCCCUCUAACGGUAACAGCGACGAAGAGUCGAAGGAGAAGGAGAAAGAGUCUAGCUGAAUCGUUCGCCGGAAGGAGUGAAGCAUACAAACCACCGCAUUCGAUUAUUUUAAUGUUGAAGCUGCUGCGGGACGCGCGGCGUCCUAUCACUGUGUUGCCUCGUCUUAUAUUAUAUUGUGUUUGUGUUAAGUGAUUACAACCCUAAGAGACCGUCUGUGCGACCGGCUCUCUCGCUGCCCUACAUUUAUUCUUAAAUUAAUAAACAUCAUUAUUUUAUUCUUUCAAUAAAUUAUUUCUCUCGCGAUAAAUCGUGACGCCGACAAUGAUUUUUUUUUCUAUAUUUUUUUUUAAAUUUCGUAUCUCUUCUUUUGUGAAUUAAUUUGGCCUAAGUUAAGAUUAAUUGUUUGAUCGUACGAGUCUUUUUUUUAAUUAUUAUUAUAUUAUAGUUUAACGUUUAAGACUUUUUAAUUUUUUAAGAUGAGAUAUUUUAAUCUGCAGUUAUUUUUAAUGGCUAUUAUAUAUAUCGUAAGGUGCAGAAAUGCUUAAUCUUUAUGUAUGUUAGGCUUUAAUAUUUUAUUAGUGAAUGUUUAAAUUAGACCCCUAGACCCACACCCGCCCUCGGGUCGAGCUCGGCCACGUCCCGACGCCACUGACCACUAUCUCACUCGCUCUCUCUUUCUCUCUCUUUCACCCACUGAGGGUUGGGACAUACCGAUAAUCCCACAAAGCGAUCAAUGUGACGACGUGGUAAGACAUCUCUAAAUUGGCUAGAUCGCUUCUAGUUCUGGAGCCACAGCAUCAGCCCACGACUGAUCCUCCAAGUGCAUCUGGAUCGAUAUGCUCAUUCGUACGUCAUACGUGUAUCAAUGGGCGCAACAUUACUCUCGGCAUGUCCGUAUCCUUGUGCGGUGAAGACCUAUUACUUCUAGACGUUUCGAUAAUCGAUGCUGCCCACCAAUGAUAACGUUAUUUUUUGUACGUUCAUUUUUGAAACAUUCUAUUUUUUAUACUUAGACGAUUUUUGAUUGAUGUUGUAGUUAAGUGAUCUUCUGUGGAAUUGUUUACAACGCACCAGUCAUUGUGUGGUACGGGAUGGAACUUGUCGCGGUAUCGCGAUCCGCCUCGGCGAGCCGGGACACGAGCUUAAUUAACUGAUUAUCCGAUGUAUUUGUGCUAUUGACAUCCUUAAUAUUCUUAAACAUUCCUGGCGGACUUAUAUUUUUUAAUCUACGUCGUAAGAUAAUUUUUGUAUCUGGACUAAUCUGGAGUGAUCGUAAUGACGUCUCAAGCGAAGUAUUCAAGUAUCUUUGUACACAUAUCUAAUGUAACGUGCACUCUUACACCGUUUAAUAUAUUAGAAUGAAUAUUUUGAUACCAAUGUUCGUUGCAUUUCUUUGAUACCUAGUAUAUAUUUGUACUAUUUCGUAUUCCCUAAGGUUGUAAGUAAAACACCACCGCUAUUUUAUGUACAGUGCGGAUAUAGGUAUAUGUACCGAGUACUAAUGGAAUAUUGAUCUGUAAAUCACAUAUCAUGCGGAUGUUUAAUGUAAUACCGAGAGGCUGAAAGUAGUCCGGAGAGCCCGGAAUAAAAUUGCACUUUCCAAACGCUGCUCAAGUAUUAGUUGGCAACACUGCCGCUGACGGAAAAUAUGCUCGUUUCGUAACUCCGACUUGUUCAACAGACUCGAUUUUUUAUAAAUUUUUACCCUUUUUGAAUGUUUUUAGUGAGCAUAAUUUGCGUUAAGUGCGUGUUGUGUAGCAGACGGUGAGUACCGGCCGCCGUUGGGCGCGAACAGCGCUGGCUGGCAACACCAAGGUGAAGGCUGUUAGCCUUCUGUAGCUUUUGUAUGGCGUUUAGUGGAGACACGAGCGGCAACACUGCUGAGCGUGCCGCUUUGUCUAUCGUACGGUGGCUUGGUGCUAGUUUCGCAUUUAUACGCGGUUAUAUCUCGCUUCUGUGUCUUGGACCAAUAUCUUAGCUACUUUUUCUUAUCGGUAAUAUUCAAUCGCUUUGUGUGUCAAAUAUAUUAUGCGAAUUUCUCUCGAUUUAAACUUAUAUUGAUUAAAUCUUAUGUAAUCGACCUGUAUAAUGGUUUAGAAAUCUCUGAAAUUUUUUCUCCUAUAAGAGUAUUUGAUGGAAUUCAAUAAAGGGGAAGCUGGAGUGAUCGCGCUGUUUGUGAUUGUGUCCAAAUUGUUGUAGGUUAGUGUCGAAUAUGAUGCCAAUAUUUAUAAGACGCGAGAUAUAUUAAAGAUGAUGGUGAAACUCGCGCUGUCACACCAGCCAACUAAGACUGGGUCGUUUAUUGUAUUACACAUUUAUUUUUAUAAGGGCGGGCUAGUGUGAUAUCUCUACUAUGAAAUGGAUAAAUAAAUAUGUAUGAUCUGUAAAAUCGCAA